AUGUCUCAGACCAGCGCACCGCUCAUCGCGCUCGUCGCUCUCCGUCCUGAAAUCUCCUCGAGGCCUGUCGAAUCUCCAGUCAUGGCAUGGGGCGUUUCGACACUGCUGGUCCCCGGCCCUGACACUAGGGCUGAAUGGAGUCUGGAGCCGACUGGUAGCCUCGCCGCAAAGCUGUCCUUGUGUGGGAUUGGAUAUGCGCUUCCCAAAGCUCCUCGUAUCGUACCCAGCCUAGGUGGCUUUUAUGCCAAACUGUUGCCAAUCGGGUUUGGCCCCCGAGGCCGUGGCGUAGCGCUGCUUGGAAGCGUCUCCACGGAGGAGGUUCAUCCCUUUUGCUUUCCUCCCUUGCGGCAGAAGAAGAAGAGAAGAAAAAAUAAUAAAAAAAUGAUAAAAAAUAAACUAAACAAAGAGGCUAAAGAUUGGUUCAGGGAUGGAUGCUGA
Messenger RNA from Trichoderma asperellum CBS 433.97, 438 nucleotides. RefSeq lists its product as uncharacterized. The record is from RefSeq and is a predicted model, not a curated record. Lineage: Eukaryota; Fungi; Ascomycota; Sordariomycetes; Hypocreales; Hypocreaceae.